GUUCUAAAUAGAUACGAGUUUGUUAAAAGUGCAAACAAGCAAUACAGUUACGGUAAUUAUAUUGUUUAUAUCAAACGUCUCAUUAAAUUCCAUUUUCGCGCUGCUAUUCCGGAAGUACGGCCGGCCAGAGGCUCGCCGAGACUGACCGCGGAUCACUUCGCAAGAGGCCGACAGUGAGUCUCGGCAUACAGACAUCAGCCCACCUAUAUCUACGUCCAUGAUGGAACGUAUGCGGUCAUGUGGGUCAGGGUGGCGCGGUUGUUGUCUGCAUUGGACUUAACGGUCACCUUCUGGUUUGUUUCUUUGCUCUAGGCCAGUCUAGGGGAUGUGCUCGUGAAGUUCUGUAGGCACACCUUGAACUUUUAGUGUGAGUGUAACUUUUUAAAAUUUUUUUAUAAAGUUUGCUAAAUAGUCAGCAUUCGCCUACGGCCAUACCACGUUGGGGCCGGUUGCGACUAUUUUUUUCCCACCGACUUCCUGCACUGACUUUUCUACGCAUGCGCGAACUCGUUGCUACGAUGACAGACCUUGACCUCGUCCCUGCGAAAGCGGAAAGCGCGCGAGCAGAAAUUAACACAAACGUGUACCAUGGCAGUCUCUGUUUGCAACAAUAACUCCUGCCUUUCUCUUGUACUGGGUGAAAGAGUGAUUGAAGAAAGAGUAUUGGUUACACUAAAGGAGAUCCUGCCACAAGCACAUAACUACAUCAUCUGUAGCUGUAAAGGAAAUGAGACAGAGUUUGAUGCAGUGAUAAGGGCAGACAUAACAGAACAAGAACAAGCUGUUAAUUGGAAGGCUACGUUUGAAUCAAAAACAAAGACAACUUGGCGUACUGAAAGGAGCCACCCAGGUGUACAGAAAAAAGUACUGUUUAAGGAAGAGUACCGCUGUCAACAUAAUACGAAAUCACGUUCCUCCAAAGCAGAUAGCCGGAGGAGCAGCAAAAAACACAAGCUGCAUGGCUAAGUUACAAGUCACCGUAAACAAUCCAGUCGUCAGCAGAUGGAAAACCAAAGAUCCACACCGUUUGGAGCACCCUACCAAGAUAUACCUUUUAUUCCACCACAACCACCCAAUUCAUGCUGCCUCAGCACUGAAGCACAGGGAUGUGUCAAAAGAAACACAGACCAAGAUAGACCAGCUGCUUUUGAAUGGGUAUGCUCCUGCUGCUGCUCUUGAGAAAUUUAAGUUUGACUUGCAGCUGGAGGAUCCAGUUAACUAUAUUACCAUCAGCGGUGAUCGUGCUUUGUGUCCAGAUCUCAGCUGGGUGUACAGGCGGAGUUAUGCACUGGGACAGGAGAGAUAUGGAAGAAAUGACUCUACUGAGUCUUUGAAGGUCUUCAUACAGAGUAUAAACUCAAAUUUUCCACAACAGACAAUCACCUGUCAGGAAGAUUCAACCACCAAAGAUGCUACUGUGGAUUUUGCACAGAUGGACAUGACUGAAGAGGGCCAAAUGAUUGUGGACAUUUGUACCCCACUGAUGCGUAGGGUGCAUCACACCUUAAAACACAGUGGGGAAAUAGUGUUCAUAGAUUCUACAGGAAAUGUAGACCGCACUGGUGUUCGUGUGUUUCUUCUGGUAGCUCACAGCUGCUUGGGUGGAUUACCACUUGGUGUAAUAAUCACAUCCAGUGAAUCCACAAGCACCAUUAAAGCAAGCCUAAAGUUGCUCUGUUCUGUAAUUGGCCCCUCUGGGUUUUUUGGCCGAGGUCAGAAGGGACCUCUCAUCUUUAUGACUGAUGACUCUAGGGCAGAGAGAGCAGCUCUUGCGGAAAUUUUCCCUGAGUCAGGGCAGCUUUUGUGUGCAUUCCAUUUACUACAAGCCUUUUGGCGUUAUAUAUGGGAUCAAAAGACCCAAGUACACAGGGAUCAACGGCAACAUAUAUUUCAUCUGGUAAAAGAUAUUAUGUAUGCAGAUAAUAAAGAAAUGAUGGACAGAAUUAUUGAAAAGGUACUAACUGAUGAAGAAAAUAACCCUGAAAUGCGCCAGAUUAUCUGUUAUAUAGGAACUGGCCAAUAUCAUGCAUCCUCCUGGUUUGAUAACCUGAAAAGUGAUAACAGGUCAGCGGACACUAAACUUGGUGUUUGAAAAUGCAAUUCAAAAUGAGGGUUCUGUGUCACCUAAGCCAGAAGCUCAGAAAUCUGAGACCUAUAAUGUUGUAAGCCUCUCUCAAGAGCUGAAAAGACUUUUUGAUGACUGGAACAAUAAACUCAUUGAAGAUCCACAAUCAUAUGCCGAGGGUAUUGAUGCUCUCCUUAAAAAUGCAAAAAAAAUACACCAUCUCAGUUUAACAGUGCUAUGAGUACUCUAGGAAAGUAUUCUGGGUUUGCUUUUAAAGCAAAUUUCAAACUUAAAAAUCAUCUUGUUGGAAGCAAGAGAAUAGGAGUGCAGCCAACGACCCUUCAGUGUAGAAAAAAAGCACUGCCUGGCUGUAAAUAUCCAGGUAUGGGUCGUCCUAGACAAACAUUGCAACUGAAACGCACUUUGCAGAAAGAAAAGGGUGAGGAAGUGUUAUCUGGAGCCUCUCUGCCAAAAAGACGUAAAAAGGCUCCACACAAUCUUACUGAAUGUGUUUCGAAUAACACUUCACUUGGAAAAAACCAUGGACAAAAGUGAAUUGCAUGAUUGACAAAUUACAAUUGAGAUAGUUAUACUGGUGUAUAUUCAAGUAUUCAUGCUUUUACUUUGUGUGUAGUGUUAUGUGUCUACAUGUAAGAAAGAAAAAGAGAAUCUUUAUGAAAUGCUGCAACUUUAAUUUUUAAUGGAAUGCAUAGAGGGCAUGGGCUUUUAAAGCAUUGCAUUGCUGUGAGAAAAUGACAUUUUCUUCUCCCUGUGGUUAAUGGUCUCUAUUUUUCUUGUCAAUAAAAUAUGCCAUUUUCUUCUCUCCAUGGUUAAUGGUUCAUUUUUUGUUAUCAGAAACCUACUUCUAUCAAGAAUAUAAUAUUUACCCAGUUAAUACAAUAUUUAGUUAAACCAUUUUCUCAAAUCUUCUGCCUGGGUGACAUUCCUGGUGCAUUAGAGGGUGUGGUGUAAUCAUUAUAAUGCCAUAUCCCCAAUAUAGUUUCAUUCACACUUGUUGGUACUAACAAUGAUGUAGUGUAUCCAAAAGCAGUAUUCUUUUUAGGUCUUGUCUGUUAAUAUUCUAUGCUACAUAAUUUGACUGUUUAUGUUUUUUUGUCCAUUAUUAUAAUUGGUGAUUAUGUUUAAAAUGUUGUGUAUUGUCCAUUAUUAUAAUUGUGAUGUAAAUUCUGACUUAAAACAACUGUUGAUGUUUCAUAAACAAGAUUGGUCAGAAUUCUAAUUUUCUCUUACUGUGUUAGUGCUAGAGGGACAUGUUGCUUUGAUCUCAUUUCCCCCUCUUUUAAAAUUAAUUAGAGAGAAUUAUACCACCAUCUGCCUCUUGUAACUGUUAUUCUAAACUAGAUAUAACUUGAUAAAGAGAUGUGUUGUAAACUGAAAAAAUAUAGAUCUAUAUCUUACUUUCUGUGUUUAUGUGAUCUAUGAAGGAAAGAUGAUGGGAGGGUGCAGCUGAUUUCCAAGAUAAGUAGUAAUUUUAUAGUUGUCAUAUAUAUAUAUAUGAAAUACCUGAAAAUACAUUUCACAUGCAAAGUUCUUAAGAAGCAAGUUAAUUUUUGUCUGCUUUGAAAAUAAAGACUUAAAUGCACAAUCAGUAUUGUUAUCAUUUUUGUGCUGUUAAGCAUAUGCUAUCAAAUAUCAAUAUUGGAGCCAUCGAAUGGUGUAUAGAUUGCUGUUCCACAUCUGCGACUAGUUUCACAUCUUUGUUCACUUUCGUUGUCUUCGUUCUUUCACAGUGCUGUUGCAAUGUUCAUCAGAACAUAUGUCACAACUUUCUCAUUUAAUUUUACUAUCAGCCUUGAAGGAGAGUGUGGUUAA
Pomacea canaliculata is the source of this 3898-nucleotide messenger RNA. RefSeq lists its product as uncharacterized. The record is from RefSeq and is a predicted model, not a curated record. The coding region runs from base 959 to 2092 and encodes 377 amino acids. Lineage: Eukaryota; Metazoa; Mollusca; Gastropoda; Architaenioglossa; Ampullariidae. The transcript has 5 exons.